Molecule: messenger RNA, 5141 nt
Organism: Prorocentrum cordatum
Lineage: Eukaryota; Dinophyceae; Prorocentrales; Prorocentraceae
Source: the annotation of a GenBank genome assembly
GAAGCCGAGCGACGACGCCUGGUCCGUGGUGAUCGUAGGCGACGACAGCUUCGGGUUCAGCUUCCAGGGGGCCAUCAUAGGGAAGCACAAGAGCGGCACCGACAUCGCCCUCAAGGACAACGUCGAGCACGAGACCACCUCCACGACAGUCGAGAUCACAGCCCUGAUAUGGGCCUUCGCCUGGGUGAUACACCACAACCCCCUCUACAUCGCCACGAUUUCCACGGACUCGCUCGGCGCGCUGCAGCUCGCGAAGAGGCUAGCCUUCACCGGCCGCGACCCCAAGCUCGCCAGGACACUCUGCAUCCUCUACGACAUGGUCCGCAACAAGAUCGACCUACAGCACGUCCACGCUCGCGACUAUAACCCAUGGAACGAGGUUGCCGACGCCGCCGCCAACCACGGACGCCUGCAAGAAGUCACUCCUCCUUUACCAGAGUGGGCAAGCGUCAUGGACGGCGCAUCCCAGCGGGACUGGGAGUUCCUCAUUGAUGCGGAACCCAACGCCAAGGAGGCCUACGCUGUCUUCGCCCUCGGCAAUCUCACAGCUAAGAGAGUCGAGACGACCGCCGAGGCCCGUCAUUUCCACAACCCCUUCGAGUCCAGCGACAAGAAGAUCAUCGUAGAAAUAAACAUCGCCACCUUCAACAUCCAGUCGGGGAGAGAGCCAAAGGAAGGAUCGAAGCGUCGCAAAGAGAAGAUCAACAAGCUGAAGACCACGAUGGCCUGCCUUUACGACGAGGACCUCCACAUCACAGGUAUCCAGGAGGCAAGGACUCCCUGGGGCGUCCGCGACGCAGGUCAAGACGAUGACGCCAGGUGCGCCAACGCCAACUGCUACCACAUCAUUUCCAGCGGCCACAAAGGUUUCAACUACGGCUGCGAGCUUCAUGAGCUCUUCUUCAAACCUGACCAGUUCACAGUCAUUGUCAAGGGCCCCAGGCUCCUCAUCGCGCGCGUUGCCGCCCCAGGCUUCAACCGCGCGCUUGCCGUCGCUCGCGUCCCGCACUCGAAGGCCCUUGCGACCGAGAAGGAUAGCUAUUGGAAGAGGCUCGCGGGUAACACGGAAAAGCACCACGUCAGCAUCAUUCUCUUCGGUGCCAACGCCAGGACAGGAAGCAUCACCAGCACGGCCAUCGGCGAUAAGGGCUUCAAACAAAACGAGGACCCAAACGGACACCGUCUACAUGAGCUGCUCCUGACAAACCACCUGGCGGCCGCCAACACCUUCGUCAGUCAUGGACCAGAGCAUCACACCUGGCACUCGGGCAAGGACCCUCACCGCAUCGACUACGUCAGCAUCCCGAAGGGCUACAUAGACUCCAUCGAGGAGUGCGCCGUGUUCUACGGCAUAGACAGCGGCCAAGACCCAGAGACCAAGGACGACCACUACCCCGUCAAGGUGCAGCUUGCCUACCAGAUUGUCAAACGCCCGCCCUGGGGCGCCAACCUCAACGAGCACCUCGCCAUAGUCACAGAGAAGAUCACGGAGACCGCUUACGAGUGCUUCCGCUCCAACAGCCGCACCCCACACAAGCUACGCUACACGGCAAAGAUCAUCGCGAGGGAAGCCCUCUUGCCAGACCCCUCAGAUGCGGGUGCCCUGGCUUCUCUCAGCGACUACGUCGAACUCGUGGUGGCCUCCAUCAUAUUCCGCACUCCCAGCCUAGCUUCCCACGCCGUGGAACCCGACAACGCCAGCACUGCGUGCAGCGCCCAGCAGUAUUUCGACGCCCUUCUCCUAUUCCUCAGGACGUCUAAGUCGACACUACAGAAGUGGAUCACGACAGACCGCGACGACUUCCUCGAGAGAACCGCCGAUGAGAUGGGUGCAGCGAUCGACGGCCACGCCCCCGGUCUAGAGGCCCUGUACGCCAAGCGACUACUGGCCUUUGGAGGACGAAAGUCAAAGAGGCCGCCGACGCCCAUCAUCCUCACCAACGACGACGGGGAGCCCACCACCAACAAUAGCGAGAUCGCCGACCACGCCCUCGCCUUCUAUGGCAAAGUUGAGCAAGCUAUUGCCACGAAUGCAGAUGGGGUAGCAGCCGACUACAACAAGAGGACCCGCCAUGCAGGACCAGAACCAACAAUCCAAACCAUAAUACCCAAGCACCAGCUGACCAGCCAGCUCGCUGCCGCCAAGCGAGGCCGCCGAGGAGGUCCUGACCAGCUCACCGACGACAUGUCCAGAGCCAGCCCUGCAGGGAUGGCUCGCCCGCUCCACCCCGUCCUAGUCAACGCCCACUUCGAGAGCACCGAGCCCAUCGCUGCCAAGGGAGGGUACUCUACCUAUUUCCACAAAGGACAGGGCGCCAUGGAGCUCCAGAAAUCAUACCGCGGCAUCCUCCUCAACAACACCAUCGGCAAGAUGCACAGCACCUUCCUCCGAUCCCGCGUUAAGGGCCUGCUACCUGAGCUACUUGAAGCAACCCAAUGCGGCGCCCGACCCAAGAUGGCCACGGACUUCAUUACUCACACCAGCCUCGCCUUCAUCUGCGACUGCCAGAGGAGAUCAAGAUCAUGCAGCAUCACCUUCCUGGACCUCAGGGAGGCCUUCCACUCCGUCAUCAGGGAAUUCUGCAUGCAAUUGCCGACCACCGCAGGCGAGCUCAACGAGCUCAUCGAACGGAUCGACAUUCCCGACUUCAUCAGACCAGCUCUAAAGGAACGUCUCCAGCAACCCGCAUACAACAACCAGCACAUCGACGACGAGCACCUCUGCCAUAUGAUCGCAGAUCACCACGCCUCCAACUGUAUGACAGCCAAAAGCGCUAGGCAUUACCAGCUGCCUCGGACCAGCACACGACCUGGAGUGCCAUACUCGGAUGUCGCCUUCAACAUACAUUUCGCCAUCAUGCUGAGGGCAAUUGACCAGGCAGUUCGAGAGGAAGAGGCCCACGGCCAGCAGACAGGUGGACAUGAAAUAGAGGCCUGCAGUGAGCCUCUAUUUUCACCAGCCCCUCACGAAGGCAGCGCGCUCAGAAACAUGUCCUUCGUCGACGACCUCACCGACUACAACUCGCCCGCCAGCGCCAACGACCGGAUCAACACGACAGCCCUUGCAGCAGCCAGGCUCUGCACAGCAGCUUGCCGGCACGGACUGACGCCACACCCUGAAAAGACCAAGGCCAUCCUCAUGCACUAUGGCGCGGGGGCCAAGAAGGAGAAACAGCGGAUAGCCAAGGAGGGAAUCACAUACCUAGAGCUGGACGGACGGACUCGCGAUCAAUGUAAUGUGCAGCUGGUUACGCAGCAGAAGGCCCUCGGGGCCGUCAUCUCGGCGGGCGGGGUCAUGGGGCCAGAGAUCUGCCCAAGGGUCAAUCGUACAAUUGGCGCAGCUCGGCCUCUAGAGAAGCAGAUCCUCCGCCGCGAGAAGCUCUCGAAGAAAGCCAAGGUCAAGUACGUACACUCUUUUUCGACAUCCUCGCUUACCUACAACCCCCACGUCUGGAUCGACUUGGCCCAGAAGGACAUGAAUCACAUUUCCGCCAAAUACAUGGGCCCAUACCGCGCAGCCGCUUCACCACCCAAGACCAACUCACCCGACCAGCACAUCUCCGAGGACGAGGCGAUCGCCAAGACAGGUGUACCCGACUUCACCACUCACCAGUCGAUUGCGAGGCUACGAUGUUUGCCCAGACUCUUGGGUAACGCUCCAGCAGUCCUACUUCAUCUACUCGACGGCCAGCGCCAACGAAAAGGCACAUGGAGCCGCCAGAUCAAGAAAGACUUCGACUUCCUACGCAAGUACUUACCAAAAGAAAGGUGGCCCAGCCAAACCCAGCACGACCGUGGCAUCAUCAACUGGGCCCGACAGAAGCCGAAGCUAUUCACCAACGCGGUCAAGGCGGCUUUGAAGGCACACCUUCUCCACACCCGCGACCAAGCUCAAGGCGCCAAUCUCCAGAAGGAUAUCUUGAUGACCACGGCAGAUAACACAACCGAAAUGAUGGACCUCAGCGACGACGCGAACAACCAGAGGUAUGUCUGCUACGUCUGCGGCCGAGUUGCCUCCAGGCAAGGCAUGCUAAUCCAUAUGGGCAGGGACCACCCAGACCGUGAAGACCCGCGCUUCUGGGCGACGGGGACAGCGUGCCGAUGUUGCCAGGCCGAGCACCACUCUCUUCCCAGGCUCAUCAAGCACUUAUCGGUGGCUCACCGUUGCCGCAAAUCCUGGCAUGCAUGGUGCACUCAGACGAUGGAGCCUCUGACGGAGCAGCAAAUAGCAGACAACAUCGCCGCCGUCGCCGAGGCCGCGCAUUCCAACAAAAAGCAAGGACGACAUCCAACAUUCAGCGACACGCCAGCCUACCCGUGCGACAUCACGCCGCUGCCUCUCCUUGAGACGUCGCCCGUCCUACCCACAUUUGCCACACUCGUGUCAUCACCAAGCAGGCCACCCUCUUGCUCGCCCGCAGAACCAGCCGAGCACCAAGAAAUCGCAUUCAUCACGGACCGCCCUCGACUGGCCGCCGACCUCCAACAUAUCAUGGCCAGCUACGGGAUCACUAGCAUCAGCGGACUGGACUACGCGCAGAUCGACAUCCCCAGCGACGGCCGUAUCUCAGAACUACCCACAGUACUUCGGCGAGCACAACGCAGGAUCCUACAUGGCGAGGUUGCUGCCAUCUACGUAGAGUUCCCACGACGUACCUGGUACUUACACGAUCGCACCGACGUUCUAGGCAGCAGAGCAAGCAAGCGGCGAACCCCAGAGGCACCAUGGGGCAUACCUCAAGUCUCCGAAACCAUCGCUGAUGAGCUAUUCGCCGCCAACAACGUCACGCGAGAGGUCUUGCGUAUGAUAUUCACGGCGACCGCUACCAGAGUACCACUCGUAGCAGCCAUCUCUGCUGAGUCGAUCAUCAGACAGUCCCCAGAAUAUCGGCACAUCGCCAACCUGACGACCGUCUACGAGACCCUUACGCACCACUACGACCUCGGUACCAUGCAGAUCCUCGACGGCGGCACCCGCGACGACCUCCGCAACAUAAUGCACAUGGCAAACGAAGAAGAGAUCGACUUCACCUUCUCCGGCCUGCUCGACGGCAACAUGGUGGCAAGAUGGGGCCUCAGAACAGCAACCGCUGCUCCUACCAGCCAGAACACGAACACCAUCGACGCCUACUACAUCGAAC